Mya arenaria is the source of this 3015-nucleotide messenger RNA. RefSeq lists its product as uncharacterized. The record is from RefSeq and is a predicted model, not a curated record. The transcript has 3 exons. The coding region runs from base 140 to 1849 and encodes 569 amino acids. Lineage: Eukaryota; Metazoa; Mollusca; Bivalvia; Myida; Myidae.
CAUCGCGAACAUAUACAUGUGUGCAGUUUUGAUUCGGAAAUAAAAUAGAGACAUUGUUAUGUCAGAAGGACGGAAAUAACUUGGAUCGCCAAUCUCGCUAUAUACGUAAUACAGCAUUUGUUUUGAUUUAAAGGCAGAAAUGGACUUUAACAAUGGUGGGAUCACUUAUUCGAUUGUUUUCCAAGCCAGUAGACAUUUUGAGAGUGGUUUUCAACAAAGAUAUAGCGGAAUCAAUGCAAACGACUGGCGGAUGCCUAUUAUACGUUACGGACUCAACUUCUUUGGAUGGAAGGAAAGACUCUUAAGUUCAAAUUACACAGGUAACUUUGAAAUCAGUCAACAAAACUGGAAUUCUUCUGCAAGAAGAGUAGACGCGGUAAUGCAUCUCUUCCUCAAUGGACUAAGAUACUUUGCUUGGGAGUAUAACGGUCUUGUGGUAGAGCGAUAUAUCACACAGGGAAGCGCUAGAGAUGGGUUGAAGGUCAUAGCCGCCGACGAGUUUGAUUCAAUGGUCCUUUUCAAAAUACCAGAGCUAUGGAAGUAUCUCGCUGCCGAUCGCGACACAGAAGAUCCUAGUUUCUGUCGAAUGAAAGUAGUGGGCCUCACAGGUUCUCAAAUCCAGCAUAGGUUUCCGCGCUUAUGUAAAGAAGGAGUAUUUAUCUUAUCUAAAAGUGGUGAUAUAUACUUUAGUUCAAAGGCGAUGCAUGAACAGGUAUUCGAGUCGAUGAUUGACAAAACAAUUGCGAGAAUAAACAACCUGAAAAAAGCUUGGAUCAAUGAAGUCAAACUGUCACGGAAAAUGAACCCACCCGCAAUCAAUAUCGAAAUACUAAACCGCGGUAUCAGACCAAGCCAUGGUACUCAGAGAAUUGCCAUCGACUUCGUUCCUGCCAUUUGCAUAGAUACAGAGUCAGUUAAAUUUCGCGGAUCUCUACGUGAGUUUCCUAUUUAUGCUGUAUGUAAAUGGCAAGGAAAACCAGAGACAGAUUGCCACACGUGGAGUGUCAAGUCCAAUUCAUAUGAAAAUGCUUUGAUAGAUGCCGCCCGCAAGGAUGAGAGGGGACUUCUCGUGUUGAAUGCAUUGAUGUUGGUCAAGACAUUCUUCCAGAAUGCUAAAACGAUGAACCUUCCUCUUCAGUUGGUCUAUGUAUUGAAAACAUAUCAUCUGAAGCAAAUCAUGCUGUAUUUGCUAGGAUUUCUUUGCUACAAACACACACAUAUCACAAUUGAUGGCACAGAGGCUGCAUUGAUCUAUUUUGUACGAGUAAUGGACAUGGUACUCAUGAAUAAAAGCUUGCCUCAUCUCUUCUUUUCAGACGUUGGUAUUUUGCAAAACGUGAUUCCUGGGUGUAAUUUGCAUUGCGGCCGUGACGUAAACCUUUUAGAAAAUGUUUCCACCGAAUCAGCCAGCCAAGCAAUGAAAGAUUUGGAGUUAAAGUUGAUGCCAGCUUUAGGAAUAAGGUGGGUUGACAAACGCGAUUUAGACCAAGGAAGCUUUUGCAACGAUUUCGUCACAAAUGUCCUGAAACAAAGGCCCCAGAUUGCAAAUUCAUACAUCAUCAAAUCAGCUGAAGCUUUGCAACAGCAGCAACAACAGCAACGACAAGAAAAACAACAACUCAAUCAGCAACAACAUUUCCUUACAAGAAUACAUCAGAUAGGAAACAUGAGGACAAUGAGAGGAUUCGCUGAGCAACGGCCACAAUCCGACCUCGUAGUCAAACAUUUCAAUGAAAGCCUAAACAGAUUUGAUUUAAGGGUUGGUACCGCACGUCCUCCUAGAUAUCAUCCGUAUAUAUUGCCUGAGGGCGUUAGGAAGUUUGCUGGUGCUACUCCGACUUAUUUCUAAACAAACAACAAUGUAUUGGUCUAUUCUGCGACAAUAUUAUGGCAUUGUAUGUAAAUACAUUGUCGAGAACAAUGAACUAUACUUCAACAACUGAAAAACUAUAAACAAGUAAUAUGAUAAUGCUGUAAAGGAUAGUGUCCCAUAAAUGCUUUUACUCGAUAAAAAAUAUGCUUUUGAACUUUUGAACAUUUGCAUACUAAAAACUUCAGGUAAGCAAUUUCAAAAAUGUUUAAAAAGUAUAUAUUUGCAGACUAAGGUGACACAUCAAACCUGAAUUUAACGUGACAAGGUUGAAUGUUUAGAAAGUUUUUUUCAGUUUGAUUUAUACACAUAUACUGCCUGGAUUAACUUCAUGCUUAUCUUUUUUAUUUCUACAUUUGUCGCGAACUUUUCGAAUAAGUCGUUGAAACCCUUUUUUUCAUAAUUGGUAUUUAUUCAUUUGAUGCAGAUGGUUAACAAUUAUUUGACCAUACAUAAGAUUGUUCUUUGUUAUCUAAUAAUAGUUCAUGUUACACUUAUACACUGUACCGUUUUGUACCGUUGAUCUUGUAUUUUUCAAACAUGAGUAAAUCAUCUUGUUAACUUUUUAUUUUGGCAUCGUUAAGGUUUAACAUGGUCUAUUUGCUACACUGGAGCUUUCAACCGUCUUGCAUAAGCAGUACUAGUUUUGUUAGCACGUGACUCCAUUCUACGAAUCCUCGUGCACUUCACAUGCAGUUUGGAGGUAAUAAUAAACAUGUAAAUAAGUUCACCAUUUGGUACGAAGGAUAUCAUUUUAUGGGACAAAUUGCACUUACUGUAUUCAGUUUAAAUUAGAUAACAAGUGUUUCAAAUCUACAUACGCUGAUUUUAAUUUACCAUCGGCUUGAAUACUGAAAUUUAUUAACGGGUGUUAUUGUUACAUUAAAUCCAGUGUUUCAAGAGUUGGCCUUAUAUAGUAGAGCUAAACAACGGCAUUUGCUGAUUCAUUUUCAUAUACACGGAGUGUAUUUUGUUUUUUUACAUUUGUUGUAACCCGUUAAUUUGAAGUUUCGAUUUUCGGUUAUUACAUUUCUCAACACACAUCUACAUGUCGCAUUACUUUUUGAUAAGAUUAGUUUCGCUUUACCUAUGUACGUGAAGCAUAACCAUUUGAGUGUCAUGUUCUUAUCAUUACAUACGCUUUU